Paralichthys olivaceus (Japanese flounder) is the source of this 3518-nucleotide messenger RNA. RefSeq names its product polypeptide N-acetylgalactosaminyltransferase 13 (gene galnt13). Gene Ontology annotation, biological process: protein O-linked glycosylation. The record is from RefSeq and is a predicted model, not a curated record. Gene Ontology annotation, molecular function: polypeptide N-acetylgalactosaminyltransferase activity. Gene Ontology annotation, cellular component: Golgi apparatus. NCBI's taxonomy places the organism in Eukaryota, Metazoa, Chordata, Actinopteri, Pleuronectiformes, Paralichthyidae.
GAGCUGAGGUUAGAUUGCGCCUCCUCACCGCUCCAGCAUCCAGAGGGAGAACAGGUGCGUGGAGCCCUGAUCCUCAGUCUGCGGUGGAGAGCGGGUCCUUCAUGGAGACUGUCCUCCGGCUCCACUGCGGCUGCACACUCGCUACCCAGGCGUCCGAACAGGUGCCAUGAGACGGACAGCGGCGCGGUGGACUGCGGUUGGACCACUACUCUGUACCGACAUGGACCGUGACUACCUAAGUGUCGUAGUGAGACGGUGAGGAGGAGGGGGGGUUAUUUCAGUCCCCGGAGAUCGAACCCUGGUGUUGUUGUCUGCGUUCAACACGUUGUCUGAGAGGACGAGGCAUCAGUGGAAUAGGAUGUCUCCUCAACCCUGCUCUCUCUCUCAGCCUGUCUCCCGAGUUCAACCAUCUCAUCGGCAGACUGAGCGCUCCUGAGUGCUCGCUGCGAUCCUCCCUGUUUGGCUGCCUGGCCGACAUCCCGGGGAGGUUAUGCGACGGUUCGUCUACUGCAAGGUGGUGUUGACCACCUCUCUCGUGUGGGUGCUGGUGGACGUGUUCUUGCUGCUCUACUUCAGCGAGUGUAACAAGUGCGAUGACAGGAAAGACCGCUCGUUACUCCCCGCCCUCCGAGCGGUGAUAUCUCGGAGCCACGAGGGUCCAGGCGAGAUGGGCAAGUCAGUGAACAUCCCCAAGGACGAGCAGGAGAAGAUGAAGGAGCUCUUUAAGAUUAACCAGUUCAAUCUGAUGGCCAGUGACAUGAUCGCACUGAACAGGAGUCUGCCGGAUGUGAGGUUGGAUGGCUGUAAGACGAAGGUGUACCAAGACGACCUGCCCAACACCAGCAUCGUCAUCGUGUUUCACAACGAGGCGUGGAGUACCCUGCUGCGCACCGUUCACAGUGUCAUCAACCGCUCCCCCAGACACUUGCUCAUGGAGAUCGUGCUCGUGGACGAUGCCAGUGAGCGAGACUUCCUGAAGAAGAAGCUGGAGAACUACGUGCGGGCCUUGGAGGUGCCCGUAAGGAUCCUGAGAAUGGAGCAGCGUUCGGGUCUAAUCAGAGCCAGGUUGAGGGGGGCGGCCGCCACCAAAGGUCAGGUCAUCACCUUCCUGGACGCUCACUGCGAGUGUACGGUGGGCUGGCUGGAGCCCCUGCUGGCCCGCAUUAAAGAGGACAGGACAGCAGUGGUGUGCCCUAUCAUUGAUGUCAUCAGUGACGAGACGUUUGAAUACAUGGCAGGCUCAGAUAUGACUUAUGGUGGAUUCAACUGGAAGCUGAAUUUCCGCUGGUACCCUGUUCCCCAGAGGGAGAUGGAUCGACGCAAGGGCGAUAGAACGCUUCCUGUCAGGACUCCCACCAUGGCAGGAGGGUUGUUCUCCAUAGACAAAACAUACUUUGAAGAAAUAGGAAGCUAUGAUCCAGGGAUGGAUAUCUGGGGGGGAGAGAACCUGGAAAUGUCUUUCAGAAUUUGGCAGUGCGGGGGCUCUUUGGAAAUUGUCACAUGUUCCCACGUGGGCCAUGUUUUCCGGAAGGCCACCCCAUACAGCUUCCCUGGAGGCACAGGCCAAGUCAUCAACAAGAACAACAGGCGCCUGGCCGAAGUCUGGAUGGAUGAUUUCAAAGACUUCUUCUACAUCAUAUCACCAGGAGUGAUGCGGGUUGACUACGGAGACGUUUCUUCCCGUAAAGCCCUCCGCGAGGCCUUGAAGUGCAAACCGUUCUCCUGGUAUCUAGAGAACAUCUACCCAGACUCCCAGAUCCCAAGAAGAUACUACUCACUUGGUGAAAUCAGAAACGUUGAGACCAACCAGUGUGUGGACAACAUGGGAAGAAAGGAGAACGAGAAAGUUGGCUUUUUCAACUGUCACGGUAUGGGAGGCAACCAGGUGUUCUCAUACACGGCGGAUAAAGAAAUUAGGACAGACGAUCUCUGUCUGGACGUCUCCCGCCUCAACGGACCCGUCGUCAUGCUCAAGUGUCACCACAUGAAGGGAAAUCAGAUGUUCGAGUACGAUGCUGAGCGACUCACCCUGCUGCACGUGAACAGCAACCAGUGUUUGGACAUGCCAUCUGAAGAGGACAAGAUGGUCCCCACCCUGAGAGACUGCAACGGCAGCCGCUCUCAGCAGUGGCUGCUACGAAACAUGACCCUUAACGUCUGAUCCCUCACCUCUCUGACUCCACCUUUCUACUCUCACCCUAACCAGUCCCAGCUCCACAGCCUCACCAGGUGGCUCACACACAUCAUAUGCAUCUUCCUGUUGCAGCUUUCCGCUUCAAUACGAAUGAUCCAGGCAGCAGCAGCAGCAGCAGCAGCUUUGGCUUCCAUUGUGGACAUGUCUCCUUUUACAGUUUGCCACAGAAGCUGCACCUGACAUUCAGGAGAAAUGAUGAGCUUGAGCUCGUCCAGUCUGAGCUGGGAGAUCGAUGUGUGAGGUCUGUGCAUGGAGAACACUGAUAUCGUUCACGCUGUGGAUGCACAGCUGUUAGCCGUGCAUCCACACUGUGCUCCUAAGACUGCUUAUUAGCUGCUGGACAAACAAUUCAACAGCAGAGCUUCUAUAAGAAGAAUGUUGCAAGGCUCUGCCGUGGUGUGUAGUGUAACAUGCAGUGCAUCGACUGUAGGUACAAUCAUAGGAGAGGAUUGUUAUAGCUGAAAUAAAUGGAAAGAGCUGGUGAUUGUAGAGCCUACAACACUGGAUUGUUCUCAUCACUGUUGGUGUAAGGGAACUAAAGAUAUGAUACUGAAGCGAUUGUGUAUUUUUUUCAGUCAACAUAUUUCUUGAAACUUUGUCUUAAGCUUCCAGCCACUGGUUGGAUGGUUCCCAUGGUAAUGGUUGACUGAUCUUUAGUGUUAGUGGGGAGACGCACUUUCAUGGUGUGUCGAUGACUACAUGACGACAUGAGUAACCUACUAUCAUUACUGUAGCAUUAGCUAGCAGCCGUUAGCAAUUUAAGAUACAGCAUUAAAUAUUUGGGAGGACCACAACAUGCUUAUUGUUCAUGUUACUUCGACAGACCUUCCUCCAUGGGUCAUUUGUGGAAUUGGUACAAUGUCGAAACAACAAUGCAACUCAGACUUAAUUACAUAAUAACGUAUGACUCAAAUUUCAAGCACUAGCAUUGUUGUCCUGUAACUCCAUGUCCCCUGGGUAACAGUAACACCAAUACUGUCAAUAACUUUAAUAAUAAAUUCAUAACUUUUGUUUUCUUUUUUGGUAAUUAAUAGUUUUACCAAAUAAAUGGAAAAGUCUCAGAAGAAACAAACACUAGUGAUAAACUAUAUCUUCAGAUUUUCUUAAAAACUAACAAAAGAAAAAAACAUAUACAGCGUUUUGUAAGUAUACCCUUCCGUUUUUUGUUUAAGAAUUGUUACCGCAUAUGUAUCCUGGUAUUUCUGUACUGCACCUUCCUUUCUGCCAUUGGCUGAUUUAUUGGUCAGGCUCUAGUUGUUGAAGUGGUUUUCUUGAGAGGCUGGAAUAAAAAUAAUGAUUUCAAACCAUCAUCUAUAGAAAAUGA